UGACCUCCGGUCCUCUUCAAGUUGUCCUCCCGGUAAACUCGCUCUCCCUCCCCGGCCUCCGGCGCGUGUUUCCCGGGUGUCGUUGGACUCUCUCCGCGUCAGGAAUGCACUUUGCAGGAAGCGGCUCGCGGGUCCGGACACCUCCUCCUCCUCCUCCUGCUCCUCCUGCUCCUCCUCCUGCUCCUGCUUCCUCCUUCACUUCUCUCUACUCCGGGACUUGCAGAUGACUGAAGGACAUGCGCUGGUGACGGAGGGAGGCUCGUUUCCCGCAGUCCGGUCCCCGCGCCCUCGGUCCUCCGGGCCGCAGCCGGGCUGAGGACAGCGGAGAGCCGGGGAGGAGCGCUCCGCGGCGCCGGCAUGGAGCACCGGGGGGGCCGAGGAGGAGCCGCGGGCGGCUGGCUGCUGAAGGCCCGGCUGCAGGGAGGCGCGCCGUGGGGCUUCACCCUGCAGGGCGGCCGGGAGCACCGGGAGCCGCUCCUCAUCUCCAAGGUGGAGGAGGGCGGGAAGUCGGACCGCUUGGAGCAGCCUCUGCUGGCGGGGGACGAGGUCAUCGUGGUCAACGACGUGGACCUGACGGGCUCCAGACAGGAAGCCAUCGCGCUGGUCAAAGGGUCGCACAAGACACUGCAGCUCACCGUCCACAGGCGCAGUGAGCCGUCCUCCCGUCCUCACUCGUGGCAUUCAACCAAGCUGGGUGACGGUCAGCAGCCGGAGGCGAUGGACACCAUGAGCAGCCGCUGUUACCACGACUACCACGCCAGUGCCUCCACCACCGACCUGUCCGGAGGCUUUGACUCUGGCGGCCGCUUCCUGAGGAAGAGUCCGGACCAGUACAGCUCCAGGGGCAGCAUGGAGAGCCUGGACCCCCCCCAGUCCUCCCAGCUCCACCCACUGGGCCACCACACCCACAGCUCCUCCUGCCACCAGCUGUCCUCCGCCAGGUCCUCCAACAGCAUCGACCACCUCCACAGCAAACGAGACUCCGCCUACUCCUCGUUCUCCACCAGCUCCAGUAUCCCGGAGUACCUCGCCUCCAACCCGUCCUUCAGCCCGGAGCGCUCCUCCUCGCUGGAGGCCGUCCCUCAGAGAGAAGGGGAAGAGGUGCAGACGGUUUACGACACCCAACAGGGUCAAGAGCACGAGCUGAGCUCCGCCUCCAGGCAGGGCCGGGACCCGCAAGGUUCAGUAGGAGGGGUCUGUUACCGUGGCGGUGGCGGUGGUAGUGGCAGCAGUGGCAGCGGUGCCACACCGGCAUCAAACCGGUCCUACGAGAGCCUGAAGGCGGUGCCAGCUCCACCGCGGCGCAGCGACAGCUACGCAGCCAUCAGGAACCACGACAGACCCAACUCCUGGUCCAGCCUGGAGCACGGCCGCUCACUGCGGUCUCUGCAGAAAGGUUCCUGGCAUCACUCCAGUGGCCCCGUGGCCUCAAGUGCAGCUAAAGGCUCGUUCGGCGCUGAGGGCCAGCUCCACACCGUGGUGGAGAAGAGUCCAGAGAGCAGCCCCACCACCAGGCCCCGGCAGGGCGGAGGCCCCCCCCUGGCCCCGGCCCCUACCGGCCCCAUCCCUCAGCCUGGCCGGCUCGUGGGCCCCGCCCCCCAGCUUGAGCCCCACGACGCACCGAUGCCCAGCGCCAGCCCCGGGCCGGGCUCCUUGGGGGGGGACCGGGCCCUGGCCGAGGAGGGCGGCCGCCAGCAGCCGGGCGCCGGAGGGAGGGAGGGAGGAGCACCGGAGAGGCGGAGGGAUAGAAGGAUGUCGGCUCCAGAAAACGGAUCCCAAAACAAUCUCUCCUCUUCACUCUACCAGUACUCCUCUUCCUCAGCACAGCUCAGGCCUCAAGCACACGAAGCACACAGAACGCACCAGGAAGAGUUUGGACUCUCAACUCAACACGUGAAAACUGACGGGGAGGAAUCAGAGGACCAGACCGGAUCCCGGAGGCCUCCAAACCACCAGGGACCUCACAGUCAGAGCCUCCAAGGGUCCCACGCUCACACCGGCCACGUGCUCCAGGAACAGAACCAGGACGCCUCCUCCCAGAGGAGAGAGCCCGGCACAGCGGUCCGGUCCAGAGGAGACGGGAGCAGGUCAACGGACCAGGCCAGCGUUCAUGCAGAGCCGAUGGCGUCCUCCAGGCUGGCCCAGGGACAAGCUCCUCCCACCCAGGGACCCGCUCAGCCUCAUCCCCGUCACCUCAGUGACUCGGCGGCUCUGCAGCACCGGGACCACCGGGAGCCGCCACUGACCCGUCUGGAGAUCGCCAGCCCCCACAGCGACGGCAGCCAGGAACCGGUCCGCAGCCUCUCGGUCCUGGAAAAGGUCGGUUGCUUCGAGCGUCGGGAGCGAAGCGGCAAGCAGCGCAGCCACAGCGCCGCCUCGGACCCGGCCGGCCACGCCCGGGAGGCGGAGGCCGGCCGGAGCUCCCCGUGUGGAGCCCAGGACCUCAGGAUCAUGCUGGAGAGAAGCAACAGCCGGACCAAGGCCCACCGGACCACGAGCCACCGGGGGGGCAGCAGCCAGCUCAUGACACACAGGGCCCCGGGAGAUCCCAGUUCAGCUCUCCAGAGGAGCCGGAGCACCUUCCACUUGGACGAGUCCAGGGAGGACGAAUUCAGGAAAGACUUUCCUCGGACACAGGACAUCCAGGAGAGGUUGGGCUCCAUGCGGGACUCGUCCCUCAACAGAUCUUACAGGGACUCUGUGAAAGACGCCCAGUCCAAGGUCCUGCGGUCCACCUCCUUCAGAAGGAGAGACCUCGGCUCCUCCAUCAGCCCUUCUGCUCCGGCACCUCCUUCUCGCUUGACCUCCUCCAGCGACCUCCAGACUCCAGCUGGCUCCGCCCUGUACCGGUCCCUGGAGAAGAGAGGCCCAAAGACCAUGCCCAAGCCACAGGGCGUGGUCAUCACGCCGCCGGUCUCCCUUCACACCCCGAAGGAGCGCCACAUGGUCAGCCCGGAGGCCCGGGGCCCGAGUCCCCCGGCCCUCCCCAGGGUCCCGCCGGUCGGACCCCCUCUGACGCGUAUCUGUGGCCGCAGGCGUCUGACGGUGGACCAGAAGAAGAGAUCCUUCUCGGAGCCGGAGAACAUGAACGAGGUCGGAGUUACCGAUGCAGAGACCGCUGCCCUCUUCAGGCGUGGAGGAGAGACCAGCGUGGCGGACCGGAGGAAGAUGUUCGAGCUCGUGGCGAGCCGCUUCGGGGGCGGAGCUCUGCAGAACGCCACGUCACGGCCCGACUUGAGGCAGCUGCAGCACGACGCGCUGGCCGAGUACAUGGAGAGGAAGAGGAGCGUGAGGAGGGACGGGGGAGGAAGGAGGAGGGGACCAAGGCCCCGGAGCGCCUACCUACAGCAGGAAGACGACAACUUUACAGACCCCCUCAGCCUCUCCUCCAGCCUGCUCUCCCUCCAGGACUCAGAUGGUCUCUCCUCCUCUGUGGGGAGGCGUCUCCUCUCCCCCCUCCCUCCUCCUGGAGGAGACCAGAGGAGCCUCCAGUCCCUGGUCCUCCUGGACAGGAGGUCCCUUCAGAGGGCUCCGGACCACCAGCCUCCUGGGGCUCCGCCUCCUGAGCCCGAGGCCCGGACAGUGCAGCAGAUCCACUGUGAAGCGGGGCUCAGCAGAGACCUGGUCCUGGACCCCCUACAGCCGGCCUCGGGGCCUCCGGUCCACCUGGCCCCGUGUCUGCAGCUCAACGGGGCGGCUCGGGGCUCCGGGAGGUCGCCGUCCAGCCAGGAUCUCCUGGGGGGAACCGAGGAGACCCAGACGAGUCGUCCACAGCAGCGCUCACACUCCUCCCCCUGCGAGGAGAGCCAGGACGUCCCUCCAGGUGGCGUUGAGAUGUUUGGGGUCUUCGUCUCUGAAGCUGGACGUCGCUCUCUGGUGGCCGAGGACAGUCUGGAGCCGUUCCAGCCUGCAGGACCUUCAGACUUAGGCCUCGUCGACACACCUGUGACCCGCAGGGAGCGGCCGAGGACCAGCGAGCGCCAGCGGGCCCUCAGCACGUCCAUGCUGGCGGCCUCCGUGGGCCUGCCCUGCCCCCUCUCGCCCCCUGGAGGCAGCACUGGGUGGCACGCUGCCGAGAGGCUGAGCCAGGCCAACCUAGACGCCAUCACCUUCCCCGGCACCCCGCGACCCGGCACAGGUGACGGCGUGGGCGGUAACACCGAAACUCUGGUGACGGACCGACCAACGAGACGCAGUGUGAGCGAGCCCAUCUCCCCAGAAGACCUCGCCAAGCACCCGUCCAGAGAGAGAGCCUCUAGUUUAGAGAUCACAACGCGGUAUUCUGCGGAAGACGUGUUGAAACUAGUUUUGCCAGAGACGCCAGCACAAUGGCAGCGUGCAUCCCCACCGGGCCGGGAGGCCGGCAGGAGCACGGCGGCGUCUCCUCCCCCUUCAUCCCAUCCGUCCAUCCCUCAGCACCGGUCGUCUCUGAGGAUCUCUGAGUCGAGUUUCUUGGUCUCCGUUGACCAGCCACUCGACUCCUGCGUAGGCCUGUCGCUGGAGGACUAUGAUGAAGUCUUCCUCCAAAGCCCUCUGCCAAUCCAAGAGACAAGCAUCUUGGAGGACUUCCCUCCUCCCCCUUCUCCUCCUGCUUCUCCUCCUCUUCCUUCUCCUCCUCCUCGCGAGUCGGAGCAGGAAGUUGCUGUUGGAAGUCCGAGCACGGAGGUCUCAACCCCCUCCAACAAGAGGUCAACCCUCCACUCCCCUCCAAGGUCUCGUUCCGAUGUCCAUCCUUCGCCUGUGCCCGUUCUCCUUCCUUCCAUGAAGUCACAGCUCUCCACCAUAGCCUCCAUCACCAUCCCUACCACAACCAUAGCCUCCAUCACCAUCCCUACCACAACCAUAGCCUCCAUCACCAUCCCUACUACAACCAUAGCCUCCAUCACCAUCCCUACCACAACCAUAGCCUCCAUCACCAUCCCUACCACAACCAUAGCCUCCAUCACCAUCCCUACCACAACCAUAGCCUCCAUCACCAUCCCUACCACAACCAUAGCCUCCAUCACCAUCCCUACUACAACCAUAGCCUCCAUCACCAUCCCUACCACAACCAUAGCCUCCAUCACCAUCCCUACUACAACCAUAGCCUCCAUCACCAUCCCUACCACAACCAAGGACACCCUAGGUCUUGAGUACCAGCCCCUACCCAAGAGGGAAAAGACACCUGAAGAGUUACGAGUGGAGGCGCUGGCCCGGCAGCUGGUGUUGCAGGACAGCUCUCUGCUCCCCCUCCUGGAAACCUGGGGCAGUAAAUCCACUGUGGAGCUGAUGGAGGAGAUCUUUCCAAACAGCAGACUGGUUGGGCAAUCACCAAGGCAAUGCAGGGGCAGUAGGCCAUUUGAGUACAGGAUCCAAGAUGGCGUCGGGGAUCCUGACCAGAGUCCAGCGACGGAUCUGGAUGAGGAAGAGAAAGACCUCCGCACCAGGAAGGUGGAGCUGUGCGAGGCUCUGCGGCGCAGCGUGGCGGCUCUGCGGCGCGAGAAGGAGGCGCUGAGCGAGGAGCAGCGAGGUCACCAGGAGCUGGCGGCCGGCGUCCAGAGCCUCGUGCAGGAGCGCCUGAAGGCCAGCGAGAGGGACAAGUACGCCGGCUCCAUCGGAGACCUGGAGCGGAUCGUGAACCUGCUGCUGUCGCUCUGCAGCCGGCGGUCGAGGAUCCACAGAUCUCUGCUGGCUCUGGAGAGAGAGGAGCCCACGAUGGAGGACCCGGCAGGAGAGAGGGAGUCCCUCCUUCACAAGCGCUCUCUCCUUCUCGGACAAACCGAAGACGCCCGGGAGCUGAAGGAGACCCUGGUCCGCCGGCAGCUGGCGGUCCACGGCAUCCUGUCCGGCUACCUCGCCGAGCCUCAGCUCCAGGACUACCGGCGCCUCGUCGCCGCCACGCCGGCGCUGCUGAUCCGCCAGCGGCGAGUCGACGACCUCAUCCGUCAGGGGGAGGAGCAACUGGCCGGUCUGGCCGAGAGUCUGGCGCACGAGCCGGCGGAGGCCCGCGGUCGGUGGAGGGCGUGUCCGUACUCCUCGGGCCCCGCCCACUGCCCGCCCUCUUUGAUUCCAGGCCCCGCUGUGACGUCGCUGUGAGUGGCAGCGGAGACGAGACGAUUGGCUCCCAGGGCGGCGCUCUGAAGGAGCUGCAGACUCCUCCCCCUGCGCCUCAUGAUUCACUCAACACCACGCCACCGACCUGAAAGGGGACUUCAGCAAAAGGACAAUUCAUUUCUCUAGUUUUCCACCUUUUGUCAUGUUUGAAAUACAACUUUCUAAACUAC
Molecule: messenger RNA, 6263 nt
Organism: Pseudoliparis swirei
Lineage: Eukaryota; Metazoa; Chordata; Actinopteri; Perciformes; Liparidae
Gene: shroom3
Product: shroom family member 3
Exons: 25
Coding region: 358-6075 (1905 amino acids)
Biological process (GO): actin filament organization
Cellular component (GO): adherens junction; cortical actin cytoskeleton; apical junction complex
Molecular function (GO): actin filament binding
Source: RefSeq, a predicted model, not a curated record